AUGUCUGCGAGGGCGGUGCCAUCCCGCCCUGGAAGCGACAGGCGCUGCAGCUGUGCCAUUAUGCGCUUUCAAGCCGACCUGACCGCCGGCCUUUGUCGGCGGCGGAUACCCGCCACACUGGGCGGCGCAUGCAUCGGACGUCCAAGCGCUGCGGCCAGCACACCGCACAGCAUUUCCAUGGGAGCUGUGCCAGCCUGGGCGGCCAGCGCCCUCAAUUCGGCCUCGCCCCCGGCGUGGAACGCCAUCAAGACCUCGUUCGCCGCCGCCAGUUCGGGCGCCAAGGAGCGAGGCAUGGCUGGCUGCCGGCUGGCCCAAGCGCACCAGAUACCGGCAACCAGAGCUGCCCCCAACAAGUCGCACAUGGUGCAGAAACUCGUCGGCUACAGAGUCCUUUUGCGGGCGAUGGAAGGCUUGGGCUGCCCCAGGUGUGCGCGCGGGAACGAAGCGACGCAGCGUGUUCGCGGGUAUCUGAGCCCCGCAGCACUGCGCGGGCAGAGCUGCCAGCCCCUAUGCCAGAGACGGCGAUGGGAGCAAUUUAAAAAGGACUGGGCCGGCAUUGCAGAUGCUUUGCCGGUGAUCCACGCCCGGCUGCCUGAGUUUGCCGAGCGCUGCCGGGAUGUACUGGAGCAUGGCGGUGACAAUGCCUCCAGCCUGCGCGCUGCUGCAGAGGCGGCCACCUACCCGGAGCUCCGGCGCCAAGGGCCGCAGAAGCUCCUGGUGCUUGGCAGCGAGGUCGGAGGGCGCUUCAACAGCGACGCCCAGCAACUGGUGCGAGACCUGGUCCGACUGCGGUCCUACACUGCGCCGCCAGCCCUGUGCGCCGCCGCGUCUUCCGGCUGGACGCGUCACUGGUGGGGCAUGCUGUCUGUCGCAGUGCAGCAGGCAGUCGCAAGCACUGCCCUUGGGCAGCCAUGGCCCCAACCGCCGCAGGCCACCAGCGUUGCGGGUCCGCCGCUCGACCGCGUUCUCGACCUCGCAGAGGCCGAGGGGCCGAGCCGCCUGCCGCUGGCAAUCAAGCUGGCGCUGCAGAGCCUACACCAGAGGCCCAGGAGCUUCACUGUCAGCCAGCGGCAAUGUUCUCUGUCACUGGCAGUAGGCAGUAGCCACGAUGACUGGCUGCAUCGCGGCUAUCUGCUGCAGGAUAUGGACUUCCACAGUUAUGUCGUUUUCGUGGAGCUGGUGCUGCGGCCAUCUCGGUUGUCCGGUUGGCGAUUCUUGUUUGAUACUCACUGUGCUGGCUUCAUUUGA
Molecule: messenger RNA, 1248 nt
Organism: Symbiodinium natans
Lineage: Eukaryota; Dinophyceae; Suessiales; Symbiodiniaceae
Source: the annotation of a GenBank genome assembly